Messenger RNA from Microthlaspi erraticum, 366 nucleotides. The record is from the annotation of a GenBank genome assembly. Lineage: Eukaryota; Viridiplantae; Streptophyta; Magnoliopsida; Brassicales; Brassicaceae.
AUGUUCCGCGCUCGGCCAAAACGUAUUGUCCGACUGAUGUCUCGGCCAAAGUCCAAAGCCACUCGGCCGAUCACACAGCACGACCCGGGAAACAUUGUCCCGCGGUCGGCCAAGUUCCAACGCUUCACGCCACUCCGCGCACGACCAACGCGCGCGAGCCGGGGAACAAGCCUCGCGGCCGCGCAACUCACUUCGCGUACCACGGCCGAUGCAUCCGUCCGAGCCGGGAAGAACGUCCCACGUCCGGCCGGAAACCAUCGGCCAAACCUUCAUCCACCCGACCAUGCCGGCACGACCGUGAAAUCAUCUGGCCGACCGUCCCGAACGACCGUCCGAACGCCGCGGUCGACCCGAAGCCGUUUUUGA